AUGGUUUAUUAUAUUCUUCUCAAACAAUAUUUCAAUACAUUACUGAUACCAUUGAAACGACCACAUGAUCAAAAUAUGAUUUCUACACUGCAUACUCGUACAACUGUAUUUCCUACAUCAACGAAUCCUCAUAACGUCUUAUUAGUAACAGCAGCCUCUGCUCAAUUUAUCGAUCGAUUAGAAAAUCUGAUUGGUUCAAUCCAUUUUCAUGAACCUCAUAUACCAAUUCUUGUCUUUGAUCUUGGUAUGACUGAUGCUCAACGCUUUCGGCUAUCGUGCAUAGUAGAUAUUGAAAUAGAACUAUUUCCAUUCGAAAUUUAUCCAGCUCAUGUAUCCGAUCUGAAUACAUUUGCCUACAAAGCUCUCCUAUGGAAAGAAAUAUUUGAGAAAUACAGAUACAAAUCAAAAACUAUUUUCUAUCUUGAUGCUGGUACUGAAUUGCGUUCAUCAGUCGAAUCAAUUAUUAAAACGACUGAAACACAAGGUUAUUUUCUUACUCGACAAAAAACAUUGAUUUUCAAUCAUACAGAUGAACAAACAUUUAUAGCAUUAAAUAUGACCAGAAAUCAAUUCAGUACUGGUAAUCAUUAUCAAACAGCUGGCGGUAUAGUCGGGUUUAAUACAAAUUUUUCUAAUUUUUACAAUGAUAUUCUAAUACCAUUUGUUACUUGUUCUUUGAAUAUUAAUUGUAUUGCUCCAUUGAAUUCAUAUUUAUCGACUACACAUCGUUUUGAUCAAUCUGUUUUAUCAAUUCUUGUCUAUAAAGCUAAUUAUAAAGUCGAAAAUGAUGAAAAAUUCUAUGGUGAUUUUGGAUCUGCAACUGAACUCGAUGGAAGUAUGGUGAUAUUUUCUCGUCGUUGGCAUUGUCCUAAAGUUUAUGCAGCAGCAGUAGUAUUUCGAUCGAAAUGUGAUUAUCCGUUAAUAUUCCAUUCACAACGUCAUAAUAGAAUGAUUCAUGAACAUAAAACUGUAUAUUCGUGUGGAACAUUGACAAUUAUUAAGAUUCGUUCUCUUCAGAUAGAAUUACCGGUUUAUCAAGUACAUGUCCUGAUUUAUAUCAUCUAUAUUUUGAUCAUGACUAGUGUUUAUUGUGUAAUACUUUAUAUAUUAAGUUUAUUAUUAUUACCGAAAUUAAUAGAAACAACAAAGACUAUUGAUUUCUAA
Molecule: messenger RNA, 1164 nt
Organism: Adineta steineri
Lineage: Eukaryota; Metazoa; Rotifera; Eurotatoria; Adinetida; Adinetidae
Source: the annotation of a GenBank genome assembly